GUUUUCUCGGCUGCUAACGGUCGAUGUGUUCAAAUCUGCUGCUGCGUGAAGAAAGGACAGAGAGGAGAGGGAACUGGACGUCGACAACAGGCUCACAGACUCUCCGAGCGGAAUGACGGUGUUGCAGGAACCCGUCCAGGCUGCAGUGUGGCAGGCUCUGAAUCAUUACGCCUUCUUGGAUGCAGUUUUCCUCGCCGAGAGACUUUAUGCAGAAGUGCGGUCAGAGGAGGCUCUCUACCUGCUGGCCACCUGCUACUAUCGCUCGGGGAAACCAUACAAGGCGUAUCGUCUGCUGAAAUCUCACAGCUGCUCUGCACCUCAAGUCCGCUUUCUGCUGGCAAAAUGCUGCGUCGACCUGAGCAAGUUGGCCGAAGGGGAGCAGGUUUUGAUCGGUGGAGUGUUGAAUAAACAGAAGAGUCAAGAUGACAUCAUCACAGAGUUUGGGGACUCGGCUUCCUUCACCUUGUCUUUGCUUGGACACAUCUACUGCAAAACGGAUCGUGUUGCUAAAGGGGCUGAAUGUUUCCAGAUGAGUCUCACUCUCAACCCACUAUCAUGGUCACCUUUCCAGAACCUCUGUCUCCUAGGGGAGAAACCAGAUCCGGAGCAAGUCUUCAGGCUGACAUCUUUUCAGAAUUCUGUUGUAGCGCCGCUGUCUUCAUCCAUCAGCCCCGCCCAGAACCCCUCCCACCGCCUGGACACUGCUCUUAUGGAGACGCCACAGGACACCCUGGAAUUGAAUCGUUUGAAUCUAGAAUCGUCUAAUGGAAAACUGACGUCCGAUUUGUCAGUCUCUUAUAUCGACUCGUCACUCAUCUCCCCGGAGACGGGCUCUCUUUUGGGCAACACCGUUUCCAUUGCCACCGCUGGCUCCCUGUUGUCUAAACAAAACAAGCCCAAGAGUGGACGCAGCUUACUGGGAGGACCCACUGCACUGAGCCCACUCACCCCCAGUUUUGGCAUCCUGCCCUUGGAGCCAAGCCCCGGCGACCCCUCGUACCUGCAGAACUACACAGCUUCCAUAGAAGCACAAACUACAGCCCCUAACAAGAAGUCUGUGUCCCGGAUCAGUCAGUCAAAAUCAGUCUUCAGUCAAAGUGGGAACAGCAGAGAUCUGCUGCCCAUCCCCUUCAACCCCUCACAGAGCUCCGCCCCCCACACCAGCGGCUCCCCUCAGGUCCUUAGUCCAAGUAUGUCCGGCCCUCCGAACGUCCAGCCGCGGAGAAGCUCCAGACUCUUCACUAGUGCCAGUUCAACUGCCAAGGAGAACAGUAAGAAAUUAAAGAUGAAGUUUCCAACUAAGAUUCCAAACAGAAAAACAAAAUGUAAAUCAGCAAAAACUUCAAACACCGGCAACCUGAACGAAAGUCUGGACAUUCUGAGGCUGGAUCCGAGUCUGGGUCUGUCUGAUGCCAAGAUCCCCCAGUAUCAGAGAGCUGUGGCCGACAGUGUCAUGGUGUUGUUCCGGGAGCUGGGUCGAGGGUACCAGGCCCUCUGUUCGUACAACUGUAGAGAAGCGAUCAACAUCCUGACCUCCCUGCCGCCGCAGCACUACAACACCGGCUGGGUCCUCACACACAUCGGGAGGGCGUACUUCGAGCUGGCCGAGUACACACAGGCCGAGCGCAUGUUCAGCGAGGUCCGCAGGAUCGAGUCCUACCGGGUGGAAGGAAUGGAGAUCUACUCCACGACCCUGUGGCACCUGCAGAAAGAUGUCGCCUUGUCUGCUCUUUCCAAGGACCUGACGGACAUGGACAAGAACUGCCCCGAGACCUGGUGUGUUGCAGGGAACUGUUUCAGUCUGCAGAGGGAGCACGACAUCGCAAUCAAGUUCUUUCAAAGAGCCAUCCAGGUGGACCCAGGAUUCGCGUACGCCUACACUCUGCUGGGGCACGAGUUUGUUCUGACGGAGGAGCUGGACAGAGCGCUGGCCUGCUUUCGCAACGCCAUCAGAGUGAAUAACCGGCAUUACAAUGCUUGGUACGGCCUGGGGAUGAUCUACUACAAGCAGGAGAAGUUCAACCUGGCGGAGAUCCACUUCAAGAAGGCCCUGAGCAUUAACCCGCAGAGCUCCGUGCUCCUGUGUCACAUCGGAGUGGUUCAACACGCGCUGAAGAAGUCUGACGCAGCCUUAGAAACUCUCAACAAAGCCAUCGGCAUCGAUCCCAAGAACCCCCUGUGCAAGUUCCAUCGGGCCUCGAUUCUGUUCGCCAACGACAAGUACAAGGCGGCUCUGCAGGAGCUGGAGGAGCUGAAGCAGAUCGUCCCCAAAGAGUCUCUGGUCUACUUCCUGAUCGGAAAGGUCUACAAGAAACUGGGUCAGACCCACUUGGCUCUGAUGAACUUCAGCUGGGCCAUGGACCUGGACCCCAAAGGAGCCAACAACCAGAUCAAAGAAGCCAUCGACAAGCGAUACCUGCCUGAAGAUGAAGCUGUGGAGUUAGACGACAGUCAGGACAGCAUGACCGACGCCGACGACACGCAGCUCCACACAGCCGAGAGUGACGACAUCCUUUGACCCUUCGCCCUUCAGAGACGAGCUCUGUUUUGAUUGGCUGGAAGAGUACUGUUGCUAGGCAACAUGAGGUUAAAAGACUAUCUGAAGCCUCGCCCCUCUUCUUGUCCCAGCUGUUUUUUUUUUUUUGUUUUUUUUUUUAUCUUUUUAUCAUUGAUUAUGGAGUCAGUCAAUAAAACCAUGUUACCGUG
Messenger RNA from Synchiropus splendidus (mandarinfish), 2706 nucleotides. RefSeq names its product cell division cycle 27 (gene cdc27). The coding region runs from base 113 to 2518 and encodes 801 amino acids. The record is from RefSeq and is a predicted model, not a curated record. Gene Ontology annotation, biological process: cell division. The transcript is spliced from 20 exons. NCBI's taxonomy places the organism in Eukaryota, Metazoa, Chordata, Actinopteri, Syngnathiformes, Callionymidae. Gene Ontology annotation, molecular function: protein binding.